Molecule: messenger RNA, 1753 nt
Organism: Sinocyclocheilus grahami
Lineage: Eukaryota; Metazoa; Chordata; Actinopteri; Cypriniformes; Cyprinidae
Product: SPRY domain-containing SOCS box protein 3-like
Exons: 8
Coding region: 127-1632 (501 amino acids)
Biological process (GO): proteasome-mediated ubiquitin-dependent protein catabolic process
Cellular component (GO): SCF ubiquitin ligase complex
Molecular function (GO): protein binding
Source: RefSeq, a predicted model, not a curated record
GUGUGUGUGUGAGUGUGAAGAUGUAGGUCACCAAACUAACACACCUGCUAUAUCACUUACAGCAGUUCCUGAUGGAAACGCGUGUUUAGAGCAGAGGGAAGACACUCUACGAAAACAUAAGGAGGAAUGUCUGGGAAUAAGUAUGUUGUUAGUGAGACUGUCCCGGAGACUGAAGCCACGCCCCUCUUGACGCCCCUCGGCCCAGAAGAGAAGCAGGCUGUGGGAUCACAGUCGGAGUACGAGCCGGUGACGGUGUGUGUGCCAGCGGAGCUGCCGCCGGUGGUGCCCGUGACGGGCGAGUCGUUCUGCCAGUGUCCAGCUCAAACAGAGCUCAGCUCAGACGCCCAGAUCAGCCCCUACACCCUCAGCUGCACCUGCGGAGAGGAAGAGCAGGGGUGUGAUUGGGUUUGGGACGAGGAGAGCAAAUCAUCCCCGGUGUCUCUGAGCUGCUCUGACCGGAAGGUGAUCUUCCACUCGGAGUACAGCUGUGGAACCGCUGCCAUCAGGGGAGCCAAGCCUCUCAGCGACGGACAGCACUUCUGGGAAAUCAAGAUGACGUCUCCCGUCUACGGCACAGAUAUGAUGGUUGGUGUCGGGACAUCAGAAGUGAACCUGGAUCAGUUCAAACAUAGUUUCUGCAGUCUGUUGGGCACAGAUGAGGACAGCUGGGGUCUGUCCUACACAGGUCACUUGCACCAUAAGGGGUCAAAGGUGAACUUUUCGUCACGGUUCGGUCAAGGGUCCAUAAUCGGGGUCCAUCUGGACAGCUGGCACGGCACCCUGAGCUUCUACAAGAACCGCCGCUGCAUCGGCAUAGCAGCUACUCACUUGCAGAAUAAGCGUCUGUAUCCGAUGGUGUGUUCGACUGCGGCCAAGAGCAGCAUGAAACUGAUCCGUUCACAUUCUGUGCCCACAACAUUACAGUACCUGUGCUGCAUGCAGCUGCGCAAAAUGCUGCCCAACUGCGCAGAUGCUCUGCACGUGCUGCCGCUGCCGCCGGGUCUGCGUCUGCUGCUGUCUAAGCAGCUGGGAUGGGUGCUGACCCUCGGCUGCGCAGACGCCUGCACACACAACAGGGAAGACAAGGCCACACAAACAGAAGACGGCGACUAUGAUGAAUACAUGAGCCCCUUUCCUUCCCACAAUCCCUCUGACACCGAACGCGUCUUUAUUUCUAGUUCCUUCUCUGAUAACCCUGGCUCUUACCGCGGUAAAGAUGAGCCUCUUGAUUCUGCCUCCAUAUAUCCUACUUCCUGUCCAGCCCUGACCACAAUUCCCUCCCUGACCCUAAAUUCCAGCAGGUAUCUGCUUCCUGUCCUUGCUGCGACUCGCCGGUAUCUGUUUCCAGUGACGGCUGUAAGGGAAAUGAUGCCAGUUCUGUGUGUAAACCCGAACACACCGGUUCUUGCAUUCUAUGCUCCUCCUACACUCCACCAGGCCACGCCUCCUUAUGGCCUGACUCCGCCUCUGACUCAGAUGACUUCUCUUCAGAGCUGGAGACGUGCCAGAGGAAACGCUGCCGCUGGACAUGAGACACCACGUUUACAUGUAAAUCACAGGUCAAAGGUCACAUUUAAUGGCAGAGUUCAUGGUUUACUCACCCUCAUGCUGUUCCAAACUCAUUUGAGUUAGCUGAAAUCGUGAUAUUGCUUAGUGCGAUUAUAAAAUCGCAAAGUCUGCGAUUUAAUUAAAUAUAUUUCAGGAAAAGAGAAUUUAAGAGAAGCACUUAUAAACUAGCUGUUGUCUGCAAAAA